AUGCCAGGGUUUUGCCAGGAAGAAUUCAGAGACUAUGGGGAUACACAAGGACAUUCCGACGGUGAUACUGAUGAGAGAGGUCAGCACGGGACCUCUACAGACGAGAUGGACGAGGACACCGAAGACGCUGGUGUUGUGGAAGAGCACGCUUCAGUCAGGAAGCCUAUAGUGCGGUCCCAGUCGACAGAGAAGGGCAGUCUGUUUUCGAAAAUCUACCUGCCUCUCCUCGGUGCUGCCGGUUCAUUCGCCCUGUCAUCUGUGGCUUUGCCAGAGCUGACGGAAGAGCAGGAGAAUGCUGAGGCGCCUCUGUCGGUAAGACAGAACGUGCAAGUCGCUGUGGGUUUCGGUGCGCUGGCGGCAGCGCUUUCUCUCUUCGGGGUCAGUGCGUAUAGGACGGGGAAAUACUUUCUGAGGCGACGGGGUCAGAAGGGCGCCGUUGCUGGAGACGUCUCCUCUCUGGAGGAGACGGACGCAUUCGGACCCUCUGCAGGCGAUCAGGGAUCUGUUGAAGGGGGCGACGCGGAGCAGUAG
Molecule: messenger RNA, 531 nt
Organism: Besnoitia besnoiti
Lineage: Eukaryota; Apicomplexa; Conoidasida; Eucoccidiorida; Sarcocystidae
Product: dense granule protein GRA7
Exons: 1
Coding region: 1-531 (176 amino acids)
Cellular component (GO): extracellular region
Source: RefSeq, a predicted model, not a curated record